Molecule: messenger RNA, 2004 nt
Organism: Diaporthe citri
Lineage: Eukaryota; Fungi; Ascomycota; Sordariomycetes; Diaporthales; Diaporthaceae
Exons: 1
Coding region: 1-2004 (667 amino acids)
Molecular function (GO): protein binding
Source: RefSeq, a predicted model, not a curated record
AUGCAUCCUAAACGCCCACGCGCAGACGAUGACGACGACGACACCGUCGCAUCCGCACCACGACAACAACCACAACCGCGCCCAAAACGGCAGCGCACCGUCCAGCCCACAACCUCCUCGCGCGCCGCCCCAGCGCCAUCACCAGCGCCGCAGCGCGAAGACCUGAUCUCCCAGCUACCCUCCGAGAUCCUCAUCCGCAUCCUCGGCUACCUGUCGCUGCCGCACCUCCUGUCCGUCGCCCCCGUGAGCGCCCGCUUCCGCCGCCUCGCCCACGACAAUCAGUUAUGGAAGGCGCUGUACUAUGCGCGCUUCGUCCUACCGCGCGCCAUGCGCAUCCCGGGUUUCCGGGAGGGCAAGCUUGCUGAGAGGUUAAAGGACCAUAAGCUGCAUUACAAGGGCAAGAGGACGCUAUGGGCUAGCGGGCGUUCCGGCGGGCUGGUCAGGGAUGCAGGGGCGCCCGACGGUUGGAAGAUACGGCUCACUGAGGAGGAGGAAGGGCUCAGCAGGAAGAGCGACAGCGUCAACUGGAAGAGGCAGUUCAAGAUACGCCACAACUGGGCUCGGGGCAAGUGCGCCGUCGAGGAGUUGCGGCUGGGCCCGGAGGCGGAGGACCAAGGCGAGGUCCCAAGCGACGACCCUUUGGACGACCUGGAUGGGAGCAAGAUGCUAGUCAAGGUCGUCGAGGGACUGGCUGUCACGGUAGACAGGACGUCUGGCCUGCGAGCUUGGGACCUCAAGACAAGGGAGGUCGUGGCGCAAGCCAGUCUGGAAGACGACGAGGUGGGAAGCGAACCCGCGCAGCCGAGUUGUAUCGCCAUCGACGACCGGAGCCUCGACCAGGACACGCUGGACGUCUCGGUCGGCUUCGUGGACGGGAGCUUCGGGGUCUGGGCGCUGAGCACGCAGGCCAAGACCAUAUCCCGGAGAUAUCGGCACGAGAAGUCCAGCAAUGGCGAGCUGAUAGGCAUGGCAUAUUCGCACCCCUACCUGUUGACGGCCACGCGAGCCGUGCUGAUAUCACUCUAUACGUUCGACGUGCCACCCAAGACCGUGGACGGUGAGGACGAGCGCGAGGCAGGAGACCCCUCUGCGCAGUGGUCCUCGUCCAAGUUGAAGAGCGCCCUGAGCGAGUACACGGAUGAGGACACAGCCGCCGAAGAGGAACAGGCCCAACUCCCUGCGCCGUACCUCAUGACAUCGCUCAAGUCGUACAGCUCCAGUCCACCCUUGGCGCUGUCAAUAAGGAAGACAGCCAGCGCGACAGUUGCAUCGAUAGCAUACACUUUCUUCACCCGGCACGGCUGGUCCAUCGGCAUCCAGGAUCUCCACAUCACUCCUGACGAAGCCUUGAAGAGUGCUCCCGUAAUAACCACGCGACUCGCCUACACAACCCCGACCACCAUCAGCACGCCGACCCACGCUCUGGGAGCACAGGCUGGCCCCUCACAACUAGUCACGCCGUCUCUGCGAACUUCCGAGUCAAACAUUGGUUCAACCCAACACCACACGUCGCCAUCGUCCUCACCAACACAACGCGACCAUCAUCAUCACCACCACCAAAGCCAAGGCCCCACAACCCUCUGCUACAGCCACCCCUACCUCCUCGCCACACUCCCGGACAACACCCUGAUCCUGCACCUCUGCACCUCCACCGCCUCCGCCCUGUCCAUCUCGCCCGGCAUCCGGCUGUGGGGCCACACCUCGGGCAUAAGCGACGCCGAGAUCACGGCCCGCGGCAAGGCCGUCAGCGUCAGCAGCCGCGGCGACGAGAUGCGCGUCUGGGAGCUCGAGGGCAGGCCCAGCGGCGUGCGCAGCCGGAGCAUCGAGGUCCGCGCCGCCGCCGCUACUCCCCCGCCGCAGGAGAAGGCGGGGGGUGGUGACGGGGCACUUGUGGGCGACUGGGAGGAGAGGAGGAACUGGGUCGGGUUCGAUGACGAGAUGGUCAUUGUCCUCAAGGAGGCGAGGGGUGGGAGGGAGAGCCUUUUGGUGUAUGACUUCACGUAG